Callithrix jacchus (white-tufted-ear marmoset) is the source of this 9305-nucleotide messenger RNA. It is a transcript of the gene PRAG1, whose product is annotated as PEAK1 related, kinase-activating pseudokinase 1. NCBI's taxonomy places the organism in Eukaryota, Metazoa, Chordata, Mammalia, Primates, Cebidae. The record is from RefSeq and is a predicted model, not a curated record. Gene Ontology annotation, molecular function: ATP binding; protein kinase activity. Gene Ontology annotation, biological process: protein phosphorylation.
UUUUUGUCUGGCUAGCGUGGUCGCAGAAGGGAGCUCUGGAGGGGCGCUGCGAUGGCCGAGCGGGCGACCCUCGGGGUGACAGGCGGCAGCUCGGGGAGGAGGCAGUGCCUGGGCCGCGUGCGUCCAGGGUGGUACCCGAGAUGGAGGGAGGCGCGAGGCCGGGAGGACCGGGGAGCCGGAGGGUGUUUUUGAUUCAUUCGAGAAUCGCGCUCUUUAAAACGGGGAAACUUUCCUUAGAGUUCCAGGAGGGGGAACCGACUAUUAGGAUGGUUUCUCUGGUCUUGCUGCUCUGUUUGCGGCCGGAGACUGAAGCGCUUUGAGGACUGCUUUCCACCGCUAGAGUAUUGUCAAGGCACAGAGUGGGAGGCCGCCUGGCUGCUGGGACCAGGACCCGGGGGGAUGGUUUGGGAGUCCAGGGUAGCUCCCGCGUGUGCAGCAGCGGGGCUCCAGAGGGAACGAGAUGAUGCCCUUUUCUCGAGCCCCGGCUGAGCCCUGUGAAACGCGUGCUGUGAGCACGUUCUUAACCUUUGCUGGUAUCUGGGGACACACACACUUAGAACAUAGAAUCCUUUGCUGAGCAUGGAGGCGGCCGGGCAUUCUCAGCGGAGAGCGCCAGCUCACGGUGUGUGCAUUUCUCUCAGGAAGCCAUUCUGUGACCCACCUCUGAAUCCCACAAGACCACUCCAGAGAGCCGGGCGCAAGAUGAACCAGCACCCUGCCGGCUCAAGAUGCACCAGACCCUCCGCCUGAACCCCGAGAGCCCGAAAAUGUCCGCGUGCAGUGACUUUGUGGAGCACAUCUGGAAACCCGGGUCCUGCAAGAACUGCUUCUGCCUGCGGAGUGACCACCAGCUGGUGGCCGGCCCUCCCCAGCCCAGAGCCGGCAGCUUGCCCCCUCCACCGCGCCAGCCUCCCAGGCCUGAGAGCGGCCGCCUGGAAGAUGAAGGUGUGAACAGCUCACCCUAUUCCAAGCCCACAAUUGCCGUGAAACCCACCAUGAUGAGCUCCGAGGCCUCUGAUGUGUGGACAGAGGCCAGCCUGAGUGCUGAGGUGUCACAGGUCAUCUGGAGACGAGCCCCUGGCAAGGUCCCCCUCUCGAAGCAGGAAGAUGCCCACGUUGUCUACCUGGGCAGCUUCCGAAGUGUACAGAAGCCUGCUGGUCCCUCUGCCUCCCCCGAUGGCAAUGCUUGCUGUCCCCCAGCUUACACCAUGGUCGGCCUGCACAACCUCGAGCCCCAUGGCGAGAAGAACGUUGCCUUCCACCCAGUGAGCUUCCCAGAUGAGAAGGUUGGACACAAAGAAAAACCCUCAUUUUCCUACCAAGACCGGCCCCCUGCCCAGGAAAGUUUCCGCCAGAAAUUGGCUGCCUUUUCUGGGACCACAUCUAGCUGCCACCAGAGCCCCGGGCCCCUGCGGGAAUCCCUGCCCUCGGAAGAUGACAGUGAUCAAAGGUGCUCACCCUCCGGGGACAGCGAAGGCGGAGAGUACUGCUCCAUCCUGGACUGCUGCCCUGGGAGUCCUGUUGCCAAGGCUGCCUCUCAGGCUGCAGGCUCCCGGGGCAGGCAUGGUGACAGAGACUGCUCACCCACAUGCUGGGAGCGGGGAAAGUGCGCGGGGCCCUCAGAGCAGGAGAAGCAGGGCCUUAGCUUGCCCAGGGAGUGCUGUAGCCAGGGCCCCACUGCCCACUCAUCCCGCCUGGGCCCCAAGAAACCAUCCCUCACCUCAGAGACUGCCAAUUCUUCUGACGGCCUCUCUUGUGGCAGCAGCAGUGGCGCCAGUAGCCCCUUCAUCCCCCACCUCGAGAGUGAGUACUGCUCCCUCAUGAAGGAACCUGCCCCAGGGAAGCAGCAGGACCCUGGCUGCCUGGGGGUGGCCUCUAGCAGAUGUCUUGGGCCGAUGGGGGAGUCCCAGCCACCAGCCCACCCCAGGGAGGCUACACAGCCUGAACCCAUCUAUGCUGAGAGCACCAAGAGGAAGAAGCCAACUCCAGUACCUUCCAAGCCACAGGCCAAGAAAGAACUUGCAGCAGCUGCCCAGGGCCAAGGCCAGGGUCAAGGCCAGGGCCAGGUAUGGACGGGUAAUGCCUGGGCCCAGAAAACAGCAUCUGGUUGGGGCCAGGACAGCCCAGACCCAGCUCCCCAGGUGGCAGCCACCAUUACAGUCAUGGCGGCCCACCCGGAAGAGGACCAUCGGACCAUCUACCUGAGCAGCCCUGACUCUGCAGUGGGAGUGCAGUGGCCACGGGGGCCUGUGAGCCAGGACUCCGAGGUGGGUGAAGAGGAGACUUCAGCUGGGCCGGGGCUGAACUCCAGGGAAAGCCAUGCUCACAGCACCAGCGAGAGCAAGCCCAAGGGGAGGCCCGCCAUUCCCCCCAAGUUGUCCAAGAAUAGUCCUGGAGGGUCCCCGGUGUCCCCAUCUGCUUCCCCGCUGGCUGACCUCAGUGACGGGAGCCCUAGCGGCAGUGGCAUUGGGCCUCAGCCUCCAUCCCGAGGCCCUGCAGAACCUGCUCCUCCCUGCAGGACCAAUGGUGUCACUAUCAGUGACCCAUCCAGGUGUCCCCAUCCUGCAGCCUCCUCAGCCUUGGAACAGAGGCGGCCCAGGUUCCAGGCAGGCACCUGGAGUCGUCAGUGCCGGAUAGAGGAAGAGGAGGAGGUGGAGCAGGAGUUGCUGAGUCACAGCUGGGGAAGAGAGACCAAAAAUGGCCCCACGGACCGUUCAAACACCACAACUUGGCACCGUUUCUGCCCCACAGAUGGUUCCUCUGUGCAGAACAGCAAAGUUGGGACCGGGAUGAGCAAAUCAGCCUCUUUUGCCUUUGAGUUCCCCAAGGACAGAAGUGGGAUUGAGACAUUCUCACCUCCUCCUCCGCCUCCAAAGUCGAGGCACCUUUUAAAAAUGAACAAGAGCAGCUCUGAUUUGGAAAAAGUGAGCCAGGGCUCUGCAGAGAGCCUCAGUCCAUCCUUCAGGGGUGUCCACGUCAGCUUCACCACCGGCUCCACAGACAGCUUGGCCUCAGACUCCAGGACCUGCAGCGAUGGAGGUCCUUCGGCUGAGCUGGCUCACUCACCCACCAACAGCGGGAAGAAGCUCUUUGCUCCUGUUCCGUUUCCUUCAGGCUCCACUGAGGAUGUGUCCUCCAGUGGCCCCCUGCAGCCCCCUCCGCUCCCCCAGAAAAAGAUAGUGAGCCGGGCAGCCUCUUCACCGGAUGGCUUCUUCUGGACCCAAGGCUCCCCGAAGCCCCGAACAGCAAGCCCCAAGCUGAAUCUAAGCCACUCAGAAACCAACGUCCACGAUGAGUCUCACUUUAGCUAUUCAUUGAGCUCCGGAAACCGCCACCAUCCUGUCUUCUCCUCUUCUGAGCCUCUCGAGAAAGCUUUCAAAGGCAAUGGCCACUGGGUUCCAGCAGCAGGGCUGUUGGGCAGCAGAAGCGGCCGCGGGAGCCCUGGCCUCCAAUGCAAAGGGGCCCCCUCCGCCUCUUCCUCCCAGCUGAGUGUGUCCAGUCAAGCCUCCACCGGUAGCACCCAGCUUCAGCUGCACGGUCUCCUGAGCAGCAUCAGCAGCAAGGAGGGCACCUAUGCCAAGCUGGGGGGACUCUACACCCAGUCCCUGGCCCGCCUCGUAGCCAAAUGUGAGGACCUCUUCAUGGGCGGCCAGAAAAAGGAGCUCCACUUCAAUGAGAAUAACUGGUCACUCUUCAAGCUGACUUGUAACAAGCCCUGCUGUGACUCGGGGGAUGCCAUUUAUUACUGUGCCACCUGCUCCGAGGACCCCGGCAGCACCUAUGCUGUGAAAAUCUGCAAAACCCCUGAGCCCAAAACCGUCUCCUACUGCAGCCCGUCCGUGCCUGUGCACUUUAACAUCCAGCAGGACUGCGGCCACUUCGUCGCCUCGGUGCCCUCCAGCAUGCUCACCUCCCACGACGCGCCCAAGGACCCUGUGCCGGCCCUGCCCUCACACCCGCCUGCGCAGGAGCAGGACUGCGUGGUGGUCAUCACCCGAGAGGUGCCGCAUCAGACCGCCUCCGACUUCGUGCGGCACUCGGCGGCCAGCCACCAGGCGGAGCCCGAGGCGUACGAACGGCGCGUGUGCUUCCUGCUCCUGCAGCUCUGCAACGGGCUGGAGCACCUAAAGGAGCACGGGAUCAUCCACCGGGACCUGUGCCUGGAGAACCUGCUGCUGGUGCACUGCACACCCCCGGCUGCCCCUGCCCCCGCCGCCGCCCCCCCUCCCGCCGCCGCCCCUCCGUGCUCCUCUGGCGCCCUCCCCGCCAGUGGCUCUCCCAGCCCCGCAGCCGGCCCCGCCUGCCCGGGAAGGCCCGGGGAGAAGCAGCUGCCCCGGCUCAUCAUCAGCAACUUUUUGAAGGCCAAGCAGAAGCCUGGGGGCACCCCAAACCUGCAGCAGAAGAAGAGCCAGGCCCGGCUGGCCCCCGAGAUCGUGUCUGCCUCCCAGUACCGCAAGUUCGAUGAGUUCCAGACCGGCAUCCUCAUCUACGAGCUGCUGCACCAGCCCAACCCGUUCGAGGUGCGCGCCCAGCUGCGGGAGCGGGACUACCGGCAGGAGGACCUGCCGCCGCUGCCCGCGCUGUCCCUCUACUCCCCGGGCCUGCAGCAGCUGGCACACCUGCUGCUGGAGGCCGACCCCAUCAAGCGCAUCCGCAUAGGCGAGGCCAAGCGCGUGCUGCAGUGCCUGCUGUGGGGGCCCCGUCGCGAGCUGGUGCAGCAGCCGGGCACCUCGGAGGAGGCGCUGUGCGGCACGCUGCACAACUGGAUCGACAUGAAGCGAGCCCUGAUGAUGAUGAAGUUUGCGGAGAAGGCGGUGGAUCGCAGGCGGGGCGUGGAGCUGGAGGACUGGCUUUGCUGCCAGUACCUGGCAUCUGCGGAGCCGGGGGCCCUCUUACAGUCGCUGAAGCUCCUGCAGCUUUUGUGAGCCAAGCCUUAGCCUGCACUGUCUUCUGCCCCUUCCCUAACUAACCCUUUCCUGUCUUGCCUUGGGAGCACCUUUGUCUCCCUGGGAAAUGGUACAGAUGACUGGUACACCUGGAUGUAAAAAAUAUAUGUAUAUAUAUAUAUAAUACAUAUAUAAAUAUGAAAGACUAAGGAUGCUGUUGUCCCUCCACGCGGAUCUCCUCUCUGCAUCAGGUCCUCCCUGUUUUCUGCUUUAAUUAUAUGCAUUUCUAGCUCCAUGCAAACUCAUGAGGGCAUUCAGUGAACAGAAUGCGGCCUAGACACUGGUCUCACUACCUUGUUAAAGGAUUUCUUCACCCUUUUGUCAAAUUGUUAUUAAAAAAAAGAAGAAGAAGAAAACUCCAUUAAAAAUUUUUUUGGUUGUUGAGUCACAAGCAAAGCUCUUUAUCCUUAAGUGCCAGAGUGCGUUAAUACGUUUGGUGGGUAAAACAGACCUGUCUUUGGUCUUAGACUUUUCAGGAGAUAGAGCAGCAGUCUGCAAAGGACCAGGCAGGUGGGUACAAAUUAAUCUUCGCUGCUUCUCUUCCCACCUGGCAGCCUCCUGGAAAGAAACCAGACACAGUCGCUGUGAUCCCAGUGGUUUGGAAUUCAACCCCACUGCUCCAAAGUCAUUUCCAGUUUGCUAAAGCUGGUUAUCAUUCAGAUACCUGCCUAAAAAGAGAAUCCACACCAGAUGGUUCCGAUGAAAAGACCUUAAGGGGACCAAUAGACUUAGCUAGGUGUGGUCAGGGUUAUGAGAACAAAGGGUGACAAGGCCAAAAGCAAGGGCCAGAACAGCAGGACAGGGGAACUUAACAGGAGGUAUUUGCCCUGAGAUCUCUACAGCCAGAGAUGGUUGUCUCUGUUUCCCGCCUGUCAUCUCCAACCUAAUGGGAUGCUAGACAGCAAAGGACCUUGGGUGACACAGUCUGAAGGAUCAGCCUCCUGGGACAGGGAGGAGGUGGAGAGUGCAUGGGGCACUAGGUGGCAAACAGCCCACUUGUUCCUACUGUAGUAGAUGAUGGCAGUGCAAGAAUAGACUAGAACUCAGGUGUUUCAACUCCCAGGCCAGUAUUCCCUCUGCUGUUCGGACCUCCAAGUAUCCUUUUCUAAAACCUCAUUUAACACAUCUAUUGGCACCUACUACUUACCGUAGUCAAUAUUUGUUCCCAUGCCUUUAAAAACACAAAGAAAAUUAGGCAUCAGAUCUUUCCUCCUCAAAACUAGACACACACACACACACACACACACACACAUGUUGAAAAUUACCUAUUUGAAGAGAAAUAGCCCCAAGACUCUUGUGUUUUUACCUAAUGGGUAAUCUUCCAACUAGAGAUCUAAUUAAUUUCUAAAACCUUGGUAAUAACUCUGGACAAAUUAAAACAAAUACAAAGAUCUGAAUGGAUGUUUUAGAAACCUGGGAUGCACUUAGGAAGAAGGAUAGAGAACUCUCCCAGGUCCUCUUCUGCAUAUUAAUUUCAAUCCUUUUCGAGUUCCACCUUCCAGCCCCUGACUACAUGUAAACACACUCAUAUUUCCUUGCAUCAGUGAUGAACACAGCGCCUGGGGCACAUUUGUAAUUUCAAUUGUUUCCUGAGCAUUGAGGAAAUAAGUGAACUAAAACCAGCUCCCAACCCAUUUGUACAAGAGAAAGAGAGCCUGCGAAAGUGGAAAUAAUAUUUCUCCCUAGGACCUAUCUGUUUCAGGGAGCGUUGUCUGUUUUCUUUGUUCCUCAGAAUUUGCCAGGCAAACCUUACACCCUCAAUUUGCUGUCUUUUGCUUUUUUUUUAAAUCCACUUCAAGUAAAUAAACAAUGGAGAGGGAGGAGCAAAUAUUCUACCAGGGGAAUUCAGUGCCAUUAGAAAAUAAGGCUGGGCGUGGUGGCUUAUACCUAUAAUCCCAGCACUUUGAGAGGCCAAGGUGGGUGGAUCACCUGAGAUCAGGAGUUCGAGACCAGCUUGGCCAACACAGAGAACCCCUGUCUCUACUAAAAAUACAAAAAUUAGCUGGGUCUCAUGGCACAUGGCUGUAAUCCCAGCUCCUCAGGAGGCUGAGGCACAAGAAUGACUUGAACCUGGAGGUGGAGGUUGCAGUCAGUCAAGAUCGUACCACUGCACUCCAGCCUGGGUGGCAGAGUUAGUCUGCCAGGAAAAAAAAAAAAAAAGAGAGAGAGAGAGAGAAAGAAAGCAAGAAAGAAAAUAAAUGUCUUAGGAGCCAUAUUUUUAAUUCCUGAAUUAAUUGCAACUUUUUUAUAUGCCAUCCACUUCAGAAAAAAAUGAGGUUGUAAAAGCAGUUUUAAGAACCAACAUGAACCAAAAAGUAGAGGAUAAAGAAGAAAGAGUAGCAAUAAAUUCUGAUUGAGAGGAACAAGAGCAAUUAAACAUAAAACUUACUUCUGAGCUGCCCACCAACCUAGAAAAAGAAAACUGGUUGCAGAAUUAUUUUUUGUGUGCAAUUUUAGGAAGGAGUUCAUCAGAAGGAAUAAAUCUUUGUUGGUCAAGAAUUUUUUUGUUUGAAGACAUGGAAUAAUGCAAUAGCAGUUUUAAAAAGGAAAAAAGAAAAAAGCAUUUUCUGAAGAUAGGUGUCAAGAGCAAUGCCAGGUUAAAAAUAACCAGGUCCACACAUGCUUGUGUCUUUCCACAAUGUCAGGUUUUUGUUGAUGCUAACUCAGUCACAAAAUCCAGGAGCUACAUGGAAUUUCCACGGAGGCAAAUCUUCUCAUACCUUCCAUUCUCUUGGUAGAGCUGCAGGCACACAGGCUCAAGCCACUCCUCAGGUCAGUCAGUACGGCAAGCCAGACGUAAUAGUAUACUUAAUCAAUGCAUACGUGUUACAGAUUAAACAUUCCACAACAAAGUGACAGUGAACAGCAAGAGGAGAAAGAGACUGGAGAAAGGGUUAAGGAACCAGUCCAGGGGGCAUGGGUCGGUCUUGUGAGGAAAAUGUUGGAGGUGGCAGAAGCAGAUGCCAAGUUCUUAUCAUGAGUGACUGCAAGACAAUGUAGUUAAGACAGCCAUUUCGAGCUGCUUAAGGCCUGACCUUUUAAAGUCACAGAGUCCUCUGAUAAGAACUGAUCAUGGAAAUGUGCUUGUUCGUGUCUUUUUCUGGUUGGAUGCAGUCUUUAUCUUUUUUUUCUGUUGUUGUCACUAUUUAUUAAACAAAACAUCUUAUCCUUGUUGGCAAAGCGCCCUGUGAAACAUAAAAUGGAGUCUUAGUCUAAGAUGGAGUGAGUUAUGUCAAGGGUGCUCUAUACAAUAGGGUUUUUUUUUUUUUUUUUUUUUUUUUUUUAGUCUCCACCACUGGUGAAAUUUAAAUAUGGAAUGUAAAACCUAGUUUCCUCAAAUUAUCUGGAAAUGAUUACCACCCAUUCCUCUCCAUGGAUUGUCCUUUUCCAUAAAUGAUUAGUCACAUGGCUAUAAAUAACUAGGUUUAACAAACAAGUUCAGUCGCACUAAAUUCAGAGGUUCAGUAUAAUUGUUGUUAUUGUCGUUACUUCAGAAUACACCUAGGCUGCACGGCUUUAUCUCACAGAAGAUUCUAGCAUAAAAUCCAUUAUGCCCAGAAACAAUCGUUGUUCUGCAGGACUGAGAUUUGGAAAUAAGCAGGGACGAGGAGAGUUGUACGGCAUCUGGCAAUUUAAUAUUCCUGUUAUCAGUGAGUUCAUCUUCCGUUUUCCUUGGCUCUAAACCCAACUACUGGUAUUUAAAUCUUCAGUUUUUCUUCUCUCCCACUCUGAGUCAAGUCGCCCCCAUAACCUUUUCCACAUAUGUAAUUUUUGUUGUUUGUAAGCCAUUCUCAUUUUUAUGCCAAGAUGUGGAAUCGUUUCUCUUCUAUUUUUUUUUAAUGUAGACAUUAUAAAGCCUCAUAACUAAAUAGUUAUAUCCUUGCCAGAAGCCAGAUAAAUGUUUUAGGGAUUAUUUAUUUACAUAUGGCUCAGAUCUGAAAGGACUGGGUUCUGGGGAGCUGUAGUUACCACUUUAUAUUACACUUCAUGGUUUCCAAGAGCUUAGGGCUGGAAAAACUCUUUUGAGAUGUACGCAUGUACACAAAAUAAGUAUAAAGAUUUUGAAAAAAGAAGACACGUGUUACUUUAGUGAGUUCUAAAUUUGCUCCUAAAAUACACACAGUCAGUAAAUGAGGCAGCCCUUUUCUGCUCUGCUGAAUAUCUGAAAAUCUUUGGAGCUCUAAGGAUAAGUUUACCAAAUCUGACUACAAGCAGUAGAUUUGUAACAUAAAACCAACUUGUCAUUUUUAAGAGAGGAUAAUAUGAAUGGAAUUUAUUUAUUGGAGAUCAAAGUUUAACCCAGCUGAUGUCAUUGUUGGAAAAAAUUUUAAGGCAAGAAUAAAAUGGUUGGAGCAAGUA